Daldinia decipiens is the source of this 1134-nucleotide messenger RNA. RefSeq lists its product as uncharacterized. Gene Ontology annotation, molecular function: cysteine-type endopeptidase activity. The record is from RefSeq and is a predicted model, not a curated record. Lineage: Eukaryota; Fungi; Ascomycota; Sordariomycetes; Xylariales; Hypoxylaceae. The transcript is spliced from 4 exons. The coding region runs from base 1 to 1134 and encodes 377 amino acids. Gene Ontology annotation, cellular component: lysosome.
AUGUGCAAAACUCAUCCAAACGCCAAUCCGGCCAACCCGGAAACCGGUGCUACAUUUCGUACUCGAAAUACAAAUGUUGCUAUAAACCGAAGAAUCCGUAGGGCUCCAGGAGUCCUCCCUGGGGACCAAAGAACCAUCCCUGGAUCUGGUUGUAGCGAGCAAAGCUAUUUCCAGAUAGCCAAUCGACAAGUUCCUCCUAUAUCCGGCAAACAACGCUGGAAUAUAUUUGAAACCCGGUUUGAAAGAAAUAUCAAUCAGGAUGAAGAUGAGGAAGAUUUAGAUGAUAAACUAAGAGCGUAUCCUACUCAUCCAGGUUCUCAUCUCAACUACGCAGAUUCAAACAAUUAUGUUCACGAGCCUGCUAUAAUUCCCGUAAGCCCCGGUCUAGGCUUGGGUGUUGACCUUCGGCCAGAUCUUUCAGAGGCCUAUGACCAACUGGCUAUGGGCAGCUGUGCUUCUCAUGCUGUAGCCGGCGCAUUAGAAUUUGUGAUUAGAAAAACAGGUCAACCCGAUUUUACCCCUUCCAGGCUAUUCAUUUGGUACUAUGCUCGCAAGAAUUCAGGAUACAGAAAAGGACACUAUAAAGCCACCGACUUUAAUACUGGCACUUCCGUUGAGGACGCUCUCCGUGUUCUGUCAUCAGGUGUCUGUUCUGAGGAUCUUUGGCCUUAUGUAUUUAACGAGAGUAAUAAUCGGGGGAUCUAUAAAUUUCCUCCUAAUUCCAAGGCAGCAACGGAGCCCAAUCAAAAUUCAAGACGCCUUGCUCGUCAGAACACCGCAACAUUUGAGCCGUUCAACACGGAAAAAUCACACAAUAACCUCAUAGAUUGUCUCGAUAGCGGAUAUCCCUUUAUAUUUUCAAUGAAUGUGCGUGAUUGGCUCGACAAAGAAAACCUUAAUGAACAUAACGGCUAUCAGAUGCAAGUACCAAUAAACCCAAAGAGCGAUAAGUAUGUAAACGACGGGCAUGUAUUCCUGACGGUUGGUUACAAACCACAGGAUAAAACAUUUAUUAUCCGAAACUCAUGGGGGCCUAACUGGGGUGACCAUGGCCAUUUCUACAUGGCCUACCUUUAUAUGAGCACUUAUAGCAAAGAGUUCUGGAUUGUUCGCCACAUUAAAAAACCGUCUUAA